Molecule: messenger RNA, 2961 nt
Organism: Arxiozyma heterogenica
Lineage: Eukaryota; Fungi; Ascomycota; Saccharomycetes; Saccharomycetales; Saccharomycetaceae
Gene: SPT5
Product: transcription elongation factor SPT5
Exons: 1
Coding region: 1-2961 (986 amino acids)
Biological process (GO): regulation of DNA-templated transcription elongation; translation; transcription elongation-coupled chromatin remodeling
Cellular component (GO): DSIF complex; ribosome
Molecular function (GO): mRNA binding; structural constituent of ribosome; protein binding
Source: RefSeq, a predicted model, not a curated record
AUGAGUGAAAACAGUCAACUGCAGACUGAAGUAAAGCAAUCAGAUAGUGCAGAGUCAAAACCAGACUCUGUAGUAUCAAAUAAUCAAGAUACAGAUUCCAAUAAUAUAUCUACUGAAAGUUCAAAAGAAUCACAUAAAAGAAGUUAUGAUGAAAUGUCCAAAGAAUCAGAUAAUCAAGUUAAAGAUGAAACAAAAGAGGAGGGUAUAGAUGAGGCAACAAAGACAGAAACUAAUGAAAAAUCCGAAGAGAAAAAUAUAGCAGAAAAUGAAGAAGAUCAAGAACAGCAACAAGAAGUAGAGUAUGAUGAAGAUGAGCUAGAUGAAGAUGAUGAAGAGGAAGAGGAAGAAGAGGUUCCAUCGAAAAGACAACGUCAUGAAAGAAAUAGAUUUUUGGAUAUCGAAGCUGAAGUUAGUGAAGAUGAGGAAGAAGAUGAAGAUGAAGAAGAAUCUGAAUUAGUCAGAGAAGGUUUUAUUACUCGUGAUGACGAGCAUGAUGAAGAAGGUCUUGGAGGUAGAAGAGAUGAUAGAUUACAUAGAAAGUUAGACAGAGAUUUGCAUAAGACAUCCGAAGAGGAUGCUCAACGUUUAGCUAAAGAGUUACGUGAGAGAUAUGGGAGAAGUAGUUCCAAGCAAUAUAGAGCAGCUACUCAGGAUGGUUACAUCCCACAAAGAUUCCUUUUACCAAGUGUGGAUACUGCCACAAUUUGGGGUGUGCGUGUUAGACCAGGUAAAGAAAAGGAGUUAGUUAGAAAAUUGUUGAAGAAAAAAUUUAAUUUGGAUAGAGCUAUGGGUAAGAAGAAGUUGAAAAUUUUAUCCAUUUUCCAAAGAGAUAAUUAUCAUGGUAGAAUUUAUAUCGAAGCGCCUAAACAAUCAGUAAUUGAAAAGUUUUGUAACGGUGUUCCAGAUAUUUAUAUCAGUCAAAAGCUGUUAAUUCCUGUCCAAGAAUUACCAUUAUUAUUAAAACCAAAUAAAUCUGAUGAUGUUAUUUUAGAAGAAGGUAACUAUGUUCGUAUUAAGAGGGGUGUAUACAAAGGAGAUCUUGCCGUUGUGGAUCAAAUCAGUGAAAAUAACUUAGAAGUCAUGUUAAAAAUUGUUCCACGUCUAGAUUACGGUAAAUUUGAUGAGAUUGAUAGUAAGACCGGCCAGCGUAAGGCUAGAAGGCCCACUUUUGCACAUAGACCACCUCCACAACUGUUUAAUCCAACUAUGGCUUUAAGAUUAGAUCAAGCUAAUUUGUACAAAAGAGAUGAUCAUCAUUUUACUUAUAAGAAUGACGAUUAUAUCGAUGGGUACCUAUAUAAAUCCUUUAAAGUUCAAUUUGUGGAAACCAAGAAUAUUCAGCCAACUGUAGAAGAGUUAGCAAGAUUCGGGUCAAAGGAUGGUAAUGUUGAUUUAACUAAUAUUUCCCAAACAAUUAAGAAGUAUCAGGCCUCUAAAGUGACAUUCCAACCAGGUGAUCGUGUGGAAGUUUUGUCUGGUGAACAAAGAGGUUCUAAAGGUAUUGUUACAAAGACUACUACUGAUAUUGCUACCGUGAAGUUACCUGAAUUCCCAUUAAAGCCAUUAGAAUUUCCAAUAUCUACAUUAAGAAAAAUAUUUGAACCUGGUGAUCAUGUUACAGUUAUUAAUGGUGAUCGUCAAGGUGAUGCAGGUUUGGUUCUUGUAGUCAGACAGGGCCAAGUUACUUUUAUGUCAAAUCAAACAAGACAAGAAGUCACAAUUACUGCGAACAAUUUAUCCAAAUCUAUUGAUUCAACACCCACUUCGAGUGAAUAUUCUUUGCAUGAUAUUGUUCAGUUAAGUGCUAAAGAUGUAGCAUGUAUUGUUCAAGCAGGUCAUGAUAUUUUUAAAGUUAUUGAUGAUUCGGGUAAAGUAAUUACCAUAACUAAAGGUUCCAUAUUAAACAAAAUUAAUACAUCUAAGCUACGUAGCGCCACAGUAGACAAUAAUGGUAAUGAAAUCAAAAUUGGUGAUACUGUGGUAGAGAAAUUAGGUGCUCGUAGAGAAGGUCAAGUAUUGUAUAUUCAUAAUCAGCAAGUUUUUGUUAUGUCUAAAAAAAUUGUGGAGAAUGCAGGUGUCUUUGUUAUUAACUCGUCAAAUAUUGACGCUGUUGCAUCUAAAGAUAAUUUGUUGCAUACACAGAUGAAUUUAAACAAGAUGAAUCCAGAGAUUAUGACCAGAAUGAGACCACCAUCUAUGGGUGUUGCUCAAUUGAAUUCACAACCAAGAAUGGGACGUGAAGUUGCUAUUGGUAAAACAGUAAGAAUACGUUCUGCAGGUUAUAAAGGUCAACUUGGUAUUGUUAAAGAUGUCAAUGGUGAUAAGGCAACUGUUGAGCUACAUUCUAAGAAUAAACAUAUCACAAUUGAUAAGCGUAAAUUAACUUAUUAUAAUCGUGAAGGUGGUGACGGUAUUACAUAUGAGGAAUUGGUCAGCAGACGUGGAAGAUUACCACAAGCCAGAAUGGGACCAAGUUAUGUCAGUGCUCCAAGAACUGAUGGUACUAUGCCUGGUGCAACUGGUCCAGAUACAUCUGCUUUAAGCAAUCCACUAUCUGGUGGUAUGACUCCUGGUUGGAGUGCAUUUGAUGGUGGUAAAACGCCUGCUAUACAUAGUCAACAGGCAGUGGGUUCAGCUUCCACAUGGGGUGGUGCGUCUACCUGGGGAGGUCAAGCGUCAGGUUCUACCUCCACGUGGGGUGGUGCUUCUGCAUGGGGAGGUCAAGGCGCGGGUGCCACAUCUACUUGGGGUGGAGCAUCUACCUGGGGUAAUAAAUCUGCUUAUGGUGGUGCUUCUACAUGGGCCUCUGGAGGUGAUAGUACAGGAGCGACAUCCACAUGGGGUGGUGCUUCGACCUGGGGUAAUAAGUCCUCUUAUGGUGGUGCCUCUACAUGGGGUAAUCAAAAUGUCCAAGGUGAUAAGUCUAACUAUGGUGGGAACAGUACAUGGGGCUCACAUUGA